UGGUGCAGAUUGUGUGCAGUGCUGUAGCUUAUGAGCGACAGGGAGGACACUAGAGAGGACGACUGGAUCAUGCGAUCGGCUAGACACCCGAUUGCCCACUUGGCAUUAGGACCAGAGGGCGACAGAUACUUGUUCCGUCAGCGUAGGGAGAGACUGCAGCAGCAGAGGAGGGCUAGAGCAGCGGAGGCUAGCAGGGCGCUCGUAAGUGAAGCCGCAGCUUCGGAAGCAAUGGCUACCUCUGCGCAGCAGACUUCUCAGGCGGGUAGUUCAGGAUCUGCAGGGUCAACAAGUUCUGCAGGGUCUACCAGCUUUAUAGGAUCAACAGGCUCUAUAGGGUCAAUGGUUGUGCAGUUUUUGAGUCAGUCCGCUGGCGUUAUGGCAAGCCAGCCAUUAGUGACGACUCCCGAGGAGUUCCCCAUACAGCGAGCUGCUGCUCGCGAGGCACAGCUACAGCAGGCUUUGGGAGAGAUUAAGGCAGAGAAAGAGAGAAUGAUUAGGAGAAGAGCCAGGAUGCAGCGGAGGCAAGAGGACGUCAAUUAGCUGUGCUUACAAGGGCAAGUGCAAUGCCUGAGUCGACCUGUGGAGUCGACCUGUGCCAACAAACCGCGCAUGGUAGUCAACGACUACCUCCAGGAUGUUGAGUGUUGUUUCCCGUCCGCGGGAGGGGAAUUGAGACAUCGCGUCUCGUUCCUAGUGAGUGACGAACUCCCCAUGGAUAUGUUGUUAGGUAUGUACUACCUCUCUGUGGCACAGCCCCAGUUUGACUGGGACCGAAGAGUGGUCAAACACACUUUGCCAGGUGGAGGGACCGCCAGAUUGCGUAAGUUCAAAGCUAGUAGUCUGAUUGAGUCCCACGGAUGCAUGUGUGCGGCCGCGUUCUAUAAUUAUUAUAAGCAAAAUCAGGAGGAGGGUAUGUACCUAGUUUAUGUCCUUGCUGCAGGCGAGCCGGUGAAAAUGUCGCCGGAGAUAGAGGGAGUAGUUGCUAAGUAUCCUGAUCUAUUUGAAGAGCCGACAGGGGUUGUUGAGAAGGAGGUCGUCCACGCGAUAGAGAUUAUCCCAGGGUCUAGUAUCCCAAAGGGUAGGAUCUAUCGGAUGUCUCCAGGCGAGCUCGAUGAGCUUUGCCGGCAACUCAAGGAAUUCGUAGAGAAGGGUUGGAUCCGGCCGAGUGUUUCUCCUUAUGGGUCUCCAGUACUAUUCGUACCUAAGAAGAAGGAGGGAACACUUAGGAUGUGCAUUGACUAUAGGGGCCUCAAUGCCAUCACUGUUAAGAACAGAGAGCCCCUACCGCGCAUCGAAGAUUUGCUAGAUAGAGUGCAAGGAUGUCGGUACUUCAGUAAGAUAGAUCUGAAGUCCGGGUACCAUCAGAUUGCAAUCCGGCCCGAGGAUCAACACAAAACCGCAUUUCAGACCAGGUACGGUCUGUACGAGUUUGUGGUGAUGCCUUUCGGUUUAUGCAAUGGUCCUGGCACCUUUCAGCACGCUAUGAAUCGGAUCUUUCAUGACUACUUGGAUAAGUUUGUCAUCGUGUACCUCGAUGACAUACUUAUUUUUAGUAAGACUGUCGAGGAGCACGUUGCGCACUUGGACAAAGUCCUGAGUCUUCUGCGACAGCACAAGUUCAAUAUCAACGGUGAGAAGUGCAAGUUUGGCUGCACCCGUGUCUUGUACUUGGGUCAUGAGAUUUUCGUGGAGGGAUUGAAGCCCGAUGACGCGAAGGUGGCCAGCAUUCAUGACUGGCCGCGUCCUCAAUCUGUGACUGAGAUGAGGUCUUUCUUAGGGAUGACCAGCUACUAUCGCAACUUCGUGAAGAACUAUAGCAUAGUUGCCGCCCCUUUGACUGAUUUGGCCCGCCUUGACACCCCAUGGGAGUGGACUGAGAGAUGCGAGGCUGCUUUCAAAUAUCUGAAGCAUGCGUUGACGCAUUAUGAAGUCUUGAAACUUCCUGAUCCUGACAAGCCAUUUAUAGUGACUACGGAUGCUAGCCAAUAUGGCAUAGGCGCCGUACUUGCACAACAGGAGGCGGAAAAGUUGAGGCCAGUUGAAUACAUGUCCAAGAAAAUGUCGUCUCAUAAGUUGGCUCACCUAUGCGAAGGAACUCUAUGCGGACAUUUUGGGUUCAAGAAGACUGCGGCUAAUCUGCUGCAGCGGUUCUGGUGGCCCACAUUGAUGAGAGAUGCUAAGUUGCCUGGUGAGAGCCUGUCCAUGGACUUCAUGGAUACGCUGGUCACCAGCAAGAGUGGAAUGCGCUACAUCUACGUCAUUGUGGAUAGGUUUAGUAAGUUUGCUAGGUUAGUUGCAAUGUCGACAACAACUAAGACGGAGUAUGUGAUUAAAAUGUUUAAAGAGAAUUGGGUUAGAGAUUUUGGAUUGCCAAAGUCUAUCGUUAGCGACCGGGACGUGCGAUUUACCAGCGAAUUGUGGAAAGCAACAACUGCAGAGCAAGGCACGCAACUGCAGAUGACAUCAGGCAAUCAUCCUGAGGCAAACGGGCAGGCUGAACAAAUGAACCGCGCUGUACAACACCUGCUAAGGCAUUACAUCAAGCCAAAUCAGGUAGAUUGGGAUGAGAAACUUGCUCUCAUCGCCAGUUUGUACAAUAAUGUUGUGCACAACGCAACCAGAGUCAGUCCUAAUAGCUUGCUACUGACCUUCAGACCCCGACUGCCUUUAGACUUUCUACUACUUGACAAUCAGCCGACUGCUGCACCAGGGACUCUAGAGUUUGCGUAUAGAUAUGAGCACUUGAUGCAGCAGGCUGUUGAGCAGAUGCACAAAGCACAGGCGGUCAUGGUAGAGUCUGAGAACAAGCACCGCCGCCCAUCUACAUUCCAGGUAGGGGAAAGAGUCUGGGUGAAGUCCUCCGAACUGAGACAAGAGUACGGGAUAUCCCGUAAACUCAUGCCACAGUACUUUGGACCAUGGGAGGUAUUCGAUGUCGUGGGGAAUGAACCGGAUGGCCCGUCUUAUGUUAUUCCCAUCCCUGGUCACUUACGCACUUAACUGUCUUUCACGCCUCCAAGCUUGCACCUUUCAAGGAAACAGCUCAGUUUCCUUCUCGACGCUCAAUGCUGCCCCCAACCAUGGAUGGAGAGGUGGACAUAGACCCAGGGAGCUUCCCAUUCCAAGACCGAUAGGCAGGGGACGUCCUCCGAAACCGAAGCUGCAGUACCAAGUUCGGUUCCGACAUCAUCUGGAUCCAAAGGAGGACCGCUGGUUCACUAGGGAGGAACUCAUGCAGACCGCUCCUCAGAUCAUAGCUCAAUAUGAG
Molecule: messenger RNA, 3268 nt
Organism: Chara braunii
Lineage: Eukaryota; Viridiplantae; Streptophyta; Charophyceae; Charales; Characeae
Source: the annotation of a GenBank genome assembly